AUAAAUAAACCCGGAAGAUUUUCGCUGAAUUAUAAAUUAACUUUAUAACACGUUCUACAUUAUAACAUGUAAGAAAAUGGCCGGUCGUUCUUUACUAGUAUUAUGUGGCUGUAUCGGAAUAUGUGUUGCGGUGCCGUCGACAGAUCCUUUAUGUGGAAUGAAGAUACGGAUCACAGAGGGAGGUCUAAACUACGCCAAUACGGUAUUGAUCGACAACUUGAGAACAAAAUCACAGGGAAGUACCGUCGCCGACAUGAGCCAUACGGAAAAACACUUGCAGUUUCAACUGACGAAAAACUAUGUGAGAGAAUUGUCCAUUCCGAAUAGUCAUGUGACAUUACUUAAAGGCAAUGGGAUCAAAUGGAGUGCACGGGACGUUAAUAUAUCUGUUAGCUCCGACUACAGUUACAGAUACGAGAAGAAAAUAGGGUUUAUUCCAAUUAAAAUCAGUGACCAUGGUGGGCUAGACGUUAGUAUGAGUGGCGGGUCGUUUGAUGUCUGGAUGAAGAUGGGAAUGGAUGACACAAACAGACCAAGUAUAGCGACGUCUUCCUGUAAUUGUAAUAUUGCCACAGUGAGUGUCAAAUUCUCUGGAGGCAGCAUCGGGACAAUAAUUUACAACCUCCUACACGGGCUAAUAGGGAGCUAUUUGAAAGAUGUAUUGAAGAAAAAUCUUUGUGACACCAUCAAAGGAGUGGUAAAUCAUGACUUAGAGAAGUCAUUACAACGUGUAAGAAUCGAUCACAAAAUUGGGGACAAGUUUCAACUUGACUAUGGACUACUGAAAGCUCCAGAAAUCCACACGGAAUCCAUUGAAAGUUUCCUUAAGGGUAACGUAAACUGGAAGAAUACUACUGAACCAAUGCCGUUUGACCCGAGCCCAUUUCCAAAUACCAACAGCACCGACAAGAUGGUGUACGUGUGGGUGUCCGGCUACAUGUUUAACUCUUUGAGUUACCAAGCUGAGAGGCAUGGCAUAUUGAAGAGGACUCUAACAAACGGUGACUUUGAUGACGCAUUUCUUAACACAUCAUGCAAGUUUGGAAGUGUGUGUAUCGGGAAAUUUUUACCACAGCUGACUCACAGUUUCCCAAACGAAGUUGUAGAAGUAGAUUUGAUGUCCAGAAAAGCUCCAAAUAUUGCCCUAAUUCAAGGAAAACUUCAUCUGACAAUGAACGGAACAAUGACCAUGCAUGUAAAAAGGACCUCUGCAUCAGAACGCCAAUAUCUCUUCACCAUGGAUACGGAUAUGACUUCAGUCAUAGACAUUAGUUACGCCAAAGGAUAUCUACAUUCGAAGCUAAAGAAAAUGAAUUUCAAUGUCUGCAUAUCGAACUCAACGCUGCAUCCAAUAUAUGAACGUGCACUCAACUUCAUCAUGCAAAACAUCGUAAAAGACUACAUUAAACCGAAGUUAGAUGGUUUGGGCAAAACAGGAUUACCAUUGAUAAAGUCAGAUGACAUUAGACUCAAAAACACUGACAUUCAACUGAGCCAGGAUGCGCUUAUCAUAGGAACUGACCUAGAAGUCAUUAAAGAAUGAUGGAUGUAUUCGGAUUGAUAUUAGCUCGGUCUUUCUUUGGUUGGCAUCUGCAUUGCUUGAGUUCUUUCAACAUUAAUUAACAUAAUGUCAGUCGUCUUUUUAUCAAACAAUAUGCAUUUAAGUCAACGUUGCCUUCAAAUUGCCUGACGGAGUAUGCUUAUGAAUAAUAUACUGAAUAUAUUUCUAUUGUUAUCAUAACAGCUGAUUAAAUAUACGCGAGUUUAUAAAAUGAAUGCAGUGCAUCAGCUAGCGCCGAACCCAGGAUUUCCGGCUUAAAAGUCUGACGCUCUAACGAGUGAGCAGAAGAGAAAUUCUCACUGCCAAA
Messenger RNA from Mizuhopecten yessoensis (Yesso scallop), 1868 nucleotides. Its product is annotated as bactericidal permeability-increasing protein-like. Gene Ontology annotation, molecular function: lipid binding. The record is from RefSeq and is a predicted model, not a curated record. Bases 77 to 1543 code for a protein of 488 amino acids. The transcript is spliced from 15 exons. Lineage: Eukaryota; Metazoa; Mollusca; Bivalvia; Pectinida; Pectinidae.